Molecule: messenger RNA, 522 nt
Organism: Dicrocoelium dendriticum
Lineage: Eukaryota; Metazoa; Platyhelminthes; Trematoda; Plagiorchiida; Dicrocoeliidae
Source: the annotation of a GenBank genome assembly
AUGUUCGAAGUCGGACAUCCCUGUCGUGUCCUAAGCGUCAUCUUGGCUCUGUGCAUCGGCUUUGAUACCGCAGUGAGGCUAACGAAGAGACACAUUCUCCGCCGUCUUAAUUUCAAAUCGGUAGAACCAGUGCCGCAUUGGAAGCAACCGGUCAUCACGAACGCUUCUGAAGUGCCCAUCGAAGUGAGCUCUCCUAAACGGGAUGGUGAACCUCAACCUACUACUACGUCGGGUUCCAGAGUACAGUCCACAGAUUCUUCCUUUACUACGAACCGACAACCAAGUCCAUCUCCUCCCUUUGAAGCCGAAGCAAAGCAAUCACCAGGUGUUUUGCCCUCGAGAGCUCAGUGGUCUAAUGCUAGCUAUAGUAUCGUCCGAAAACUGAGCGAAGCAGCAGUUACUUCGAUCGACCGGACCUCGGAACUGGGUGAAACGACUUUUGAAACCAAGUUGGAUUCGGUACCUUCCCCAUCAACAGUUGAUUCAAGCAGACGACCUCAAUCUCCUGCAAACAAAGGUUAG